Zophobas morio is the source of this 751-nucleotide messenger RNA. RefSeq names its product glutathione S-transferase 1-like. Gene Ontology annotation, molecular function: glutathione transferase activity. The record is from RefSeq and is a predicted model, not a curated record. The transcript is spliced from 3 exons. NCBI's taxonomy places the organism in Eukaryota, Metazoa, Arthropoda, Insecta, Coleoptera, Tenebrionidae. The coding region runs from base 41 to 691 and encodes 216 amino acids. Gene Ontology annotation, biological process: glutathione metabolic process.
CUAACUCACUCAGUUAUCAACAAUCACCCAUUAAACAAACAUGGCUCCAACACUCUACAUGAUCCCGUACAGUCAACCCGUAAGAGCAACUUUAAUGACAAUCAAAGCCCUCAACCUUGACGUCAACCUAAAAGAAGUGAACUUAAUCGACAAACAACAACUAUCAUCCGAAUACACCAAGUUGAAUCCGCAACACACCGUACCAACCCUAGUUGAAGAAGAUGGGUUUGUUUUAUGGGACAGCCACGCCGUGAUGACCUAUCUGGUGUCCAAAUACGGAAAAGAGGACUCUUUGUAUCCCAAAGACUUGCGAAAGCGGGCUGUCGUAGACCAGCGACUGCAUUUCGAAAACGGGGUGCUUUUUCCCGACACCAUGGCCAUAAUUCGUCCUGUUAUCUACGGGGGCGAGAAAAUCAUCCCCCAGGUUCGAAUAGACAGAGUCAAAGAAGACUACGGUUUGUUGGAGAAGUUUCUACAGGGAAAAAAAUGGGUAGCUGGUGACCACGUCACCGUUGCUGAUUUCAGCAUAGUCUCGUCCAUUACCACCAUGGACGUGGUGGUAUCCAUCCAAGGGGCGCAGUUCCCUAACAUCGCAGCGUGGAUCGAAAGAAUGGAGAAGCUCCCGUACUACGACCAGAAUAAAACGGGGUUGGACCAGAUCCGGAAAGUUAUCGAAGACAAUUUAAAAUAAAUCUGUCAAUUGCGCAACGUGGCCAUAUAUUUUUUUAAUAAAUUUUAUAUUGUCGAGAGA